AAAGCGCGCGCGCACGGCGUCAGGUCCCAUGAUCACGGGCAAUUUCUGCUGGGCGAGGAAUGAUGCACUGCGUGGCUUGGGGCUUUCGGUUACAUUCUUCUUGGUCAUGGAAAUCUGAGAUGCGUGUGGGUGCAUGGGUCCGCGUGUCUCUUCGUGGUGACACCGUUGGUGUGUGAUGGUUCAACGGAGGCGAUCGUGUAUAUAUCAAGCCUCGUCCACCACCUCUCAGUUUGAAAAAGGUUGUAUAACUCAAUAUCAUCAACAACACAAUCACAUCUAUCAACACUUCCAAGCUUCAUCAACCGCCUCAUCAACGCUCCACACAUCACAACACACAUCACAUCAUAAUCAUCAACAUGUCUCGCAACCUUUCCGUCACUGAGCCUCACCCAUCCGUCCCCAAGUCCGGUGGCUACAUCGGCGGUGGUCGCGGCGGUGCUGGCAACUACCAGCGAUACAAGUCCAGCGAGCUCACAUCUGGCCCCAACGCCACUGGUCCCGCUUCACGAAUCGCCCUCACCAAGCCUGUCUCUCGAACUGUCCCCGCUGGCCGUGGAGGUGCCGGCAACAUGUUCCACGAGACCGAGGCCAUCUUCCAGUUCGACGAGGAGAUGAUCAAGAAGCGUGAGACUCAAUCAGCUCCCAUCUACCACAUCGGCCGUGGUGGUGCUGGCAACCUCUUCCACAGCUCGUCCAAGGCUCACGCCAUCGACAACAAGGCCAAGACUCACCGCAGCGACAGCAACUCAUCUGCUGACUCCAGCGCUUCGAUCCACUCUGCUGGCAGCGCUGCUCGUACUGCUCUGGGCAACAUCUUCGGCCGUCGGUCCGCAUAAACGUGCUCCUCGAUGGGCCUGCGGUUUCCUUUUCUUCAAAUCAUCGAUUCGACAUCUCUACUCUACUAUUUCCUAAUAAUUCCUGCGAGCUGGUUCUCGAUUCUCGCGGUCCAAAAAACAUGGCGACACUGCAAGUUCUCUUUAUUCAACACAACUUUUUAUCUGAGCGACGGCGCUGGUGGGAUCUUCUUCCGGGUUUUCUACGACAAACAAAAGUUUUGCAUCACUUGACCUGGGGCAUCUUUCUGCACCGCGAUCUCUCUCACACACUCAACUCUACUCAAGCUUAAAGGCCUUUUCGGCCCACUCGA
Messenger RNA from Dissoconium aciculare CBS 342.82, 1147 nucleotides. RefSeq lists its product as uncharacterized. Lineage: Eukaryota; Fungi; Ascomycota; Dothideomycetes; Mycosphaerellales; Dissoconiaceae. The record is from RefSeq and is a predicted model, not a curated record. The coding region runs from base 357 to 836 and encodes 159 amino acids. The transcript has a single exon.